Molecule: messenger RNA, 534 nt
Organism: Brenthis ino (lesser marbled fritillary)
Lineage: Eukaryota; Metazoa; Arthropoda; Insecta; Lepidoptera; Nymphalidae
Source: the annotation of a GenBank genome assembly
AUGGGUCAAGAGCAAUCCUAUAUCGCUCAUGCCAGCGUUGCACCAGUGAAGAAAUAUCACAAUAAUUACGAAGAUCCGAUACAAUAUAGAGUAUCGCCUAUCGAUUACCGAACGAGCGACUACGAUAGGAAAGAUUAUAAACGCCACAGAGCUAGGAGUAGUGCUGAAAGCUUCAAAAGUGACAAUUCUUCGAACGAAAGCAGCGGAUAUAGAAGCGGGUCCAGUGCUUACGAGAGCCGUUCUGACGGAUCUUCUAACAGCGACUAUUAUUGCACAUCACUGUACAAGAAUAAUAAUUAUAAAGACGUAAACAAAGAAAUUUACAAACCAGUUAAAUUACCCAAAGAUAAAAACUUCAAGCACUUGUUAGACGAUAAGGAAGAAAUAAAGAGCGCUAGAUUGAAAGGUUACCAUAGUGAUACUGAGAAAGCGAAGCUGGAGACAGGACCGACACCUAAAAAGGCCGGUAUACGAAAUUAUACGCCUAAAAUAAUAUCGGCGGACGAACAGCGGAAAAAGAUAGAAAACUGGAUU